Molecule: messenger RNA, 614 nt
Organism: Condylostylus longicornis
Lineage: Eukaryota; Metazoa; Arthropoda; Insecta; Diptera; Dolichopodidae
Gene: RpL24
Product: 60S ribosomal protein L24
Exons: 3
Coding region: 71-541 (156 amino acids)
Biological process (GO): cytoplasmic translation
Cellular component (GO): cytosolic large ribosomal subunit
Molecular function (GO): structural constituent of ribosome; mRNA binding
Source: RefSeq, a predicted model, not a curated record
CGUUGACAUUAUAUUGAACUGUCUAAAAAAAAAUUCUUUCCGGUUCUUUUACGUCCAAAAUACAACUAAUAUGAAGAUUGGAUUGUGUGUGUUCAGUGGGUAUAAAAUUUACCCAGGACAUGGUAAAACCAUGGUCAAAGUUGAUGGGAAGACAUUCACAUUCCGUGAUAAAAAAUGUGAACGCUCAUAUUUAAUGAAACGUAAUCCACGUAAGGUAACAUGGACUGUUCUUUAUCGUAGAAAGCAUAAGAAGGGAGUUGAAGAAGAAAUUACUAAAAAACGUACUCGUAGAACACAGAAAUUUCAACGAGCUAUUGUAGGAGCAACAUUAGAUGAAAUUUCAGCUAAACGUAACAUGAAACCUGAAAUACGCAAAGCUCAAAGGGAACAAGCGAUCAGAAUAGCAAAAGAACAGAAGCGUGCUGCUAAAGCUGCGAAAAAGGCAUCAGCACCUCCACCACCAAAAGCUAAACAAGCUCCAAAACAAAAAGCAGCGAAAAUAACACAAAAACAAGCUCCAAGAGUAGGUGGUAAACGAUAAACUUUUCAUCUUAUGUAAAGAGUGACGUUUAUAAUUUGUUUUUAAGAUAAAUAAAAUACUGAAAGGAGUAAAA